Messenger RNA from Miscanthus lutarioriparius, 1548 nucleotides. The record is from the annotation of a GenBank genome assembly. NCBI's taxonomy places the organism in Eukaryota, Viridiplantae, Streptophyta, Magnoliopsida, Poales, Poaceae.
AUGGCGGCGCCGGAGCUCUGGUGGCUAUGGGCAGCGCUCGCCGUCUCGAUCGUCUGCUACCUGACCAACCAACACCGCCGGGGAUCGGGCUCCGGGCGGCGGCCGCCCGGCCCGAGGCCUCUCCCGCUGAUCGGCAACCUCCUGGACCUCCGCCACGCGCCGGGCAACCUGCACCACACGCUGGCGCGCCUGGCCCGCGCGCACGGCGCCCCCGUGAUGCGCCUGGACCUGGGUCUGGUCCCGGCGGUGGUGGUUUCCUCCCGCGACGCAGCGCGGGAGGCGUUCGCGUCGCACGACCGGCGCAUCGCGGCGCGCCCCGUCCGGGACAGCAAGCGCGCGCUGGGGCUCUGCGACCGCUCCGUCCUCUCGCUGCCCAGCUCGGACCCGCUCUGGAGGCACCUGCGCGGCGUCAUGGCCGCGCACGUCCUGUCGCCGCGCAGCCUCGCGGCGUCGCGCGCGGCGCGGGAGCGGAAGGUCGGGGACCUGCUCGGGUACGUCCGGGGGCGGGCCGGGACGGUCGUGGACGUCAAGGAGGCCGUCUAUGGCGGCGUCGCAAACCUCGUCUCGACCGCGAUGUUCUCCAUCGACGUCGUCGACGUGGGCGCUGUCGCCGAGUCGCCGCCGUUGGCACAUGGGCUGCAGGAGCUCCUGGAGGGACUCAUGGAGUGUAUGGGCAAGCCUAACGUCUCCGACUUCUUCCCGUUCCUCAGGGCGCUCGACCUCCAAGGAUGUCGUCGCCGGGUAGCCAGGCACCUGCCCAAAGUCCUCCAGGUCUUGGGUGACAUCGUUGACCGCCGGUUGGUCGACGAGGCUUCUUCCUCCACGUCCGGAUCCAACAAGGGCGGCGACAAGCACGGCGACUUCCUCGACAUACUCUUGGAGCUCGAGUCGACGGGCAAGAUCACCCGCGACAACCUGACUCUGAUCCUGUUCGACAUCUUCGCCGCCGGGAGCGACACCAUGGCGCUCACCGUGGUGUGGGCGAUGGCCGAGCUGCUCCGCAACCCGGCCGUCAUGGCCAGGCUACGCGCGGAGCUCAGGGACGCCCUCGGCAGCAAGGCGGCCGUCGAGGAGGCCGACGCGGCAGGCCUGCCAUACCUCCAGGCCGUGGUGAGGGAGGCCAUGCGGCUGCACCCGGCGGCUCCCGUGCUGCUGCCGCACAAGGCCGUGGAGGACGGGGUGGAGAUCGGCGGCUACGCGGUGGCCCGGGGCUGGACGGUCAUUUUCAACUCGUGGGCGAUCAUGCGCGACCCGGCGGCGUGGGAGAGGCCCGACGAGUUCGUGCCGGAGCGGUUCCUGGGCAGGGAGCUGGACUUCCGCGGGAAGCAGCUGGAGUUCGUCCCGUUCGGUUCCGGCCGCAGGCUGUGCCCCGGCGUGCCCAUGGUAGAGCGGGUCGUGCCCCUGGUCCUGGCGUCGCUGGUGCACGCGUUCGAGUGGCAGCUGCCGGCCGGCAUGUCGGCGAACCAGGUGGACGUCAGCGACAAGUUCACCAACACCAGCGUUUUAGCCUUCCCUCUUAUCAAAGCUGUGCCUCUAAUCGUCACCUAG